UCUAUAUUAGAAAGUCUCCUACUUAGUUCUCUCACAGAUCCACUCUCAGGUCGAAGUCUUUUUUGAGACAAACUGGGGGGAAAUGGACUGCAUAUUACUUUUCUCCGUCUCGGCUGUGCUGCUAAAUCUCUCUCGAGCUUUUCCUGCUGCGGUUGAUCAAGGUGAGUUUCUAUUCAACCCUCGUGUGUUCUUCAAAUCAGAUAUCCAGUCUGGUGAUGUGGAUAUGUUCUCAAGAAUUCUGCAGGCAAACAAAGAGAUCAGUGGCAUGCUUCUUGAGGGAGAUAUGGUCUUACCCACAACAAUGAAUGCCAUGAAAUGUUUAAAUGACUACUGCAGAUGGCCAAAGUCCCCAUCUGGAUGGGUUGAAGUGCCAUAUUCCAUUGCUAAUGACUUCUAUGAUUAUGAGAGGGCAGUGAUUGAUAAUGCAAUGAAGAGCAUUGCUGCUAAAACCUGUGUCCGUUUUGUGCCACGAACUAAUCAAGUGGAUUACAUCAGCAUUGAGAAUCUAGUAGGCUGCUCGUCUGCUGUAGGGAGAUCUGGAGGUAAACAGCAGUUGUCUCUGUCUGUGGAUGGCUGUGCUUCUCACGGGAUCAUUGAGCAUGAGCUCCUCCAUUCUCUGGGGUUCCACCACGAACACACCAGGAGCGACAGAGACCAGUACAUCUGGAUCAACUGGCAGAAUAUUCCACAAGCAUCUGCACACAACUUUCAGCUAAAGGACACAAAUAAUCUGAAUACCCCUUAUGACUACAACUCCAUCAUGCAUUAUGGAAGGACAGCCUUCACCAUUAAAUCUGGCAUGGAAACCAUCAUUCCAAUUCCUAACCCUUUAGUACAGAUUGGACAGAGGCAGGAAUUGUCUGCUAUUGACAUUCAGAGAAUCAACAAGCUCUAUGAAUGUGCUCUUUAAAGUGAACACUGAAGAUCAAACCCCAGUGAAAUACAGACUGUGACAAAAUAAAAGGAUUACGGUACUGUGUAACCAAAGUUAAUCUUUUCCUUCCUCUGUCUGUAAUUUGACCACAAAUGUAAUGAACUAACCGCAGUGCUGAAUUGCAAUAAACCUUGUUACGGGUCA
Messenger RNA from Sinocyclocheilus anshuiensis, 1078 nucleotides. RefSeq names its product high choriolytic enzyme 1-like. The record is from RefSeq and is a predicted model, not a curated record. Bases 83 to 910 code for a protein of 275 amino acids. Gene Ontology annotation, biological process: proteolysis. Gene Ontology annotation, molecular function: zinc ion binding; metalloendopeptidase activity. NCBI's taxonomy places the organism in Eukaryota, Metazoa, Chordata, Actinopteri, Cypriniformes, Cyprinidae. The transcript is spliced from 9 exons.